Messenger RNA from Verticillium nonalfalfae, 582 nucleotides. It is a transcript of the gene YAH1, whose product is annotated as mitochondrial matrix iron-sulfur protein. Gene Ontology annotation, molecular function: 2 iron, 2 sulfur cluster binding. Gene Ontology annotation, biological process: P450-containing electron transport chain; positive regulation of oxidoreductase activity. The transcript is spliced from 3 exons. Gene Ontology annotation, cellular component: mitochondrion. The record is from RefSeq and is a predicted model, not a curated record. NCBI's taxonomy places the organism in Eukaryota, Fungi, Ascomycota, Sordariomycetes, Glomerellales, Plectosphaerellaceae. The coding region runs from base 1 to 582 and encodes 193 amino acids.
AUGAACACGUACGCCCCCGUCACCGGAGCCAUCCGGCGCCUGGCUGCCAAUGCUUCACGUCAAGCCCGGUCCGUCCAGAUGACCACACGAUCCUACCAGACGCAGUCGCCUCUCGUCGUUUCCCGGCGUCUCCCAGUCAAGCUGGCCAACAGGAGGAUACAAUGGCCGCAGGCGCGCGCCUUCUCUGCGACGGCUGCGACGUCCCACGGUCAUCUCGACCCCCCCAAGCCUGGCGAGGAGCUCUGGGUCACAUUCGUCGACAAGGAUGGCGAUGAGCACAAAAUUGCCGUGUGUGAGGGGGACAACCUGUUGGAUAUCGCGCAGGACAACGAUCUCGAGAUGGAGGGCGCUUGCGGCGGAUCAUGUGCAUGCUCAACAUGCCACGUCAUUGUCGUUGACGAAGCCCAUUACGACGCGAUGGAGGAGCCUGACGAUGACGAGAACGACAUGCUGGACCUCGCUUUUGGUCUGACUGAGACGAGUAGGCUGGGGUGCCAGGUCAAGAUGACCAAGGCGCUAGAUGGACUGACGGUCAAGCUGCCGACGAUGACGCGGAACCUACAAGCCAGCGACUUUAGCUAA